Molecule: messenger RNA, 447 nt
Organism: Scutellospora calospora
Lineage: Eukaryota; Fungi; Glomeromycota; Glomeromycetes; Diversisporales; Gigasporaceae
Source: the annotation of a GenBank genome assembly
AUGAAGAAAAAAAAUCCACCCGAAACGCUUCAAAGUCUCCUCAAAUAUGAGCACAAGCCUGGUCAGGCGCAAAGGUUUCUCGCUCGCAUGGGAAAGAAUUUCAGAUGGCCCUUCUCCAUGCCAGAAUAUCUCAGAAGGCAUGCCUUCAAAAAAAUCGCUGACGUUGAGUUCGAAUUUGAUGACGAAGUCGGAUUUAACUUCAUAUUUUUCUACAACGCACUCGAUAUGGGUGAAUUUACGGGACAUGAAAACGAGUGGGUGACGGUAUACAACCAGAAGGUAGUAGAGUAUGGAAAGGAGUAUAGCGAUGAUCAAUUGGACUACGUUCUCGAAACUAUGCCUGGUGCCAUCCAACUCCCGGUUGAUCAGACACGUCUGCCACGUAGCAAGCCAGCGAAGAUGGCUAUUUCUAAGCGUGCUAAUAGUGGAGAUGAUUACAAGGUUUGA